CUCUCGGCUCCAGUCACUAUCACCGGUGCGUUAAACCUCCGCUUAAAGCCCUUUCCCUUCUCCUUCUCUCUCUCUCUCUCUCUCGCUCUGUGUAAUGUCAUCGAUCGUGAGACGAGCUAGGUCAUCUUCUCUUCCGAACUUCCUCGCAUGGCGUGCUCUGGGCUUUCGCACCAUCUGCUCCGGCGGAUUGGGCAUCGCGCCGUCUAGCUCGCCGCCGGCCUCCGCGGGAAUCAAAAUUCUGGAGUCGUUUAAGGAGGAAUUCGAAGUCGGAUCUCGCGUGGUGACGCUCGAGACGGGGAAGAUCGCUCGCUUCACAAAUGGCUCCGUCGUGCUGGGGAUGGACGAGACCAAAGUUCUCUCCACCGUUACUUGUGCUAAGUCCAAAUCCCCUGGAGAUUUCUUGCCUCUCACUGUUGAUUAUCAAGAGAAGAUGUUCGCUCAAGGUUUGAUUCCUAAUACGUAUAUGCGAAGAGAAGGUGCACCUAAAGAGCGGGAACUGUUGUGUGGCCGCCUCAUUGAUAGGCCAAUCAGACCAUUGUUUCCUUCUGGGUUUUACCAUGAGGUUCAGAUAAUGGCAAAUGUUCUAUCAUCAGAUGGGAAGCAGGAUCCAGAUAUACUUGCAGCUAAUGCAGCAUCGGCUGCGCUCAUGCUGUCGGAUGUUCCAUGGGGGGGACCCAUUGGAGUCAUCCGGUUAGGAAGGAUCGGUGGGCAGAUUGUUGUGAAUCCAACUAUGGAUGAGCUUAGCUCAAGUGAUCUUCAUUUGAUAUACGCUUGCACGAGGGAUAAAACUAUGAUGAUUGAUGUUCAAGCCCGUGAAAUCACUGAGAAAGAUCUAGCAGCUGCUCUGAGACUUGCUCAUCCAGAGGCUGUUAAGUACAUUGAUCCUCAAAUUAGAUUGGCUGCGAAAGCUGGUAAACAAAAGAAGGAGUACAAGUUGUCCAUGCUUUCUGAGAAAACUUUAGAAAAAGUGACUGACUUGGCUGCAGAGCGUAUUGAAUCCGUCUUUACGGAUCCUUCACGUGGCAAGUUUGAACGUGGAGAGGCUCUAGAGAACAUUGGAAAAGAUGUGGAAAAAGUAUUUGAAGAAGAGGGCGAUCAAGAAAGCUUGAGCAUACUUCCAAAGGCUGUUGAUACAGUGAGAAAGAAGAUAGUUCGUUCAAGGAUUAUAUCAGAGGGAUUUCGGGUCGACGGCAGACAUCUUGAUGAAGUUAGGCCCAUCUAUUGUGAAUCGCAUCACCUGCCUGCAUUGCAUGGGUCAGCACUUUUCUCACGUGGAGACACUCAGGUGCUCUGUACUAUCACACUUGGAGCCCCAGGAGAUGCACAAAGGUUGGAUUCUCUUGUUGGUCCACCGAAGAAGAAAUUUAUGCUUCACUAUACCUUUCCUCCGUUUUGUACAGAUGAAGUUGGAAAAAAACUAGGCCUUAACCGGCGUGAAGUUGGUCAUGGAACACUUGCUGAAAAGGCAUUGCUUGCUGUCAUGCCCCCUGAAGAGGAUUUUCCUUAUACAGUUCGUAUUAAUUCAGAAGUUAUGGCUUCAGAUGGCUCCACGUCUAUGGCAAGCGUUUGUGGAGGCAGCAUGGCGUUAAUGGAUGCCGGAAUUCCUCUGCGAGCUCAUGUUGCAGGAGUCUCCGUUGGUCUUGUCACUGACGUUGAUCCAUCAAGUGGAGAAAUUAAAGACUACCGUAUAGUAACCGAUAUAUUGGGUUUGGAAGAUCAUCUAGGAGAUAUGGAUUUCAAGAUUGCGGGCACAAGAAAUGGUGUGACGGCAAGUCAACUGGAUAUCAAGCCAGCUGGAAUACCAUUGGACAUAGUUUGUGAAUCAUUAGAAAAUGCACGUAAAGCCCGUCUUCAGAUUCUUGACCAUAUGGAGAGAGAAAUUAAUUCCCCACGAGACCAGCAAUGCCGGCUAGCAACUUUGAAGUACACCAACGAUGCACUUCGUAACUUGAUCGGACCUAUGGGUGCCCUCAAGAGGAAGAUUGAAGAGGAAACAGGUGCAAGGUUGUCUAUUGAUGAUGGAACAUUAACUAUUGUUGCCAAGAAUCAGGCUGUGAUGGACAAGGCUCAAGAAAAGGUUGACUACAUCAUUGGUCGCGAAAUAGUUGUUGGUGGCGUGUACAAAGGCACAGUGACAUCUAUAAAAGAGUACGGCGCAUUUGUUGAGUUUAAUGGUGGUCAACAAGGCCUACUACAUAUGUCUGAGUUAUCUCAUGAACCAGUCUCCAAGGUUUCAGAUGUAUUACAUAUUGGCAAGUACAUCACUAUGAUGUGCAUAGACUCCGAUGUCCGUGGUAACAUAAAGUUAUCCCUCAAAGCACUGUUACCCAAACCAACAUCUCGUCCUGAAAAACUCCCGGUGGUGAAAGAGGCAGUCUCCGUAGAAACGUCUAGUUUCGGGGAGGCAGUUGCAAGCCUGCCCAGUGUCGUAGAGCCGCCUCAGAAAUCUAAAUUAGCAGUUCCUGCAGUUGUCAUCCGUACUGCUGUGGAAUGUGAUGAGGCAGAGAAAUCUUCUCAUGUGGACAAGAACACUAAACCUAAACGCGCCGCGACAGUGAAGCCAGACCGGAAACUCAAAUCCACUGCCUCUAAACAGACCGUGAAGGAAGAUGAGACACUCAGCUCCACUGCUACUGAAGAAAGUCGGGAUGACUGUGGUGAGACACUGACGCAAGAAAAUAAACUCAAUUGCACUUCUCUUGAAAACAAUUCUAACAUAGUAUCAUCUUCAAAAGGUAAGAAACCCUCUCGGAAGGAGAAACAAUCAGAUAACGAGGCUGGAGAGAGUCCAUCGAUUAGUGCCCGGAAACUGAAAAUAGGAACAGAAAUGACAGCCAAAGUCCACCAGAUUCGAACGCAUGGACUGGUUCUUGAUCUAGGUGGUGGAAUCCGCGGUAUGUACAAAUUCGAGGGCGAUGAGGAGACAGAGUUUGAGAUUGGAGACACAUUGCAGGUGAAAUGUACAAGUUUUAGCAGUAAAGGAAUCCCUGUGAUGGCUUUGGUUGAUGAAGAAGAUGUUUAAUGGCUGAGUAGUCUUGUAGUUUGGCCUUGGUUCGGCUUAGUUGUGAGAACUGGAGAGUAGGAUCGUGGAGGAAUUGAACCAGACCGGUAAUUUUGGCGUACCGUUUUGUCUCUAUACUUUUUUUUUAGCAAAUAUGAACAAAUAAAAAGGAUGUUUAUCAAGGAUUAUCAGAGAGUAUUUAGGUGGGUGACGCUCUUCCCUUGUAAACAUGAUGGAAUGUCAAUCAAUGACCAUAGACCAGGAUGUGUAUUAAUGUUUAUUUGAAUCUAGACAUAUUAAAAACUUUCCUCCUCUCUCUAGGUUUUUAUUUGUUA
Messenger RNA from Brassica napus (rape), 3336 nucleotides. RefSeq names its product polyribonucleotide nucleotidyltransferase 2, mitochondrial. Gene Ontology annotation, cellular component: cytosol; mitochondrion; chloroplast stroma. The record is from RefSeq and is a predicted model, not a curated record. Gene Ontology annotation, molecular function: RNA binding; polyribonucleotide nucleotidyltransferase activity; 3'-5'-RNA exonuclease activity. Bases 95 to 3022 code for a protein of 975 amino acids. The transcript has 17 exons. Gene Ontology annotation, biological process: mitochondrial mRNA catabolic process; mitochondrial RNA 3'-end processing. NCBI's taxonomy places the organism in Eukaryota, Viridiplantae, Streptophyta, Magnoliopsida, Brassicales, Brassicaceae.